Trypanosoma grayi is the source of this 1002-nucleotide messenger RNA. Its product is annotated as c2 domain protein. NCBI's taxonomy places the organism in Eukaryota, Euglenozoa, Kinetoplastea, Trypanosomatida, Trypanosomatidae. Bases 1 to 1002 code for a protein of 333 amino acids. The record is from RefSeq and is a predicted model, not a curated record. The transcript has a single exon.
AUGGGAAAGCUGCAGGUGUGUAUCUGUGCUGCCCGCAACCUGCACGACAACCAGGUGAUCAGCCUGCCGGACCCCUACUGCCGGCUGCAUAUGGGCUCUACGAAGUACAAAACAAAGGUAAUUGAUAACACGCUCAACCCGGUAUGGAACGAGACGUUCCGUUUUCAGGUGGCGGACGAGAAUUCUGCUCAGAUAUGCGUCGAGUUGUGGAACAAGAACAUUAUCUCCGACGAUGUGAUGGGCUCGUACAACAUCUCUGUUGCGAACUUGACGAAGGGUGUGGUGCAAGACGCAUGGUAUUUGCUGUCGCACUCCAAGACAAACGCAGAGCUGCGGCUUCGUCUGUUGGCGUGUGACUUUGGCAAAGACCCGAGGCCCGAGGACGCGUGGAAGGUAACAGCAGACAUCAAUGAAGACCCUGUUGUGAAGGCUGGCGCAAAGCCACCGACUGGCGCAGCCCCAGUGACCAUUACGAGCAACGUGAACAACACACCUCUUGAUUCCAAAAUGGGACCGGCAGUUGUGCCUAGCGUCUUAAUGCAGGAGCAGCAAGUGGCCUAUGCCCCACAGCAAAGCCCACCACCACCGCAACAACCAGGUUACUACUCGCCGCCACCACCGCAACAGCCUGUAUAUUAUCCACCACAGCAACCACCACAGCAGCCUGGUUACUACCCACCACCACAGCAGCAGCCGCAGCCUGGAUAUUACCCACCACAACAACCACCACAGCAGCCUGGUUACUACCCACCACCACCGCAGCAGCCGCAGCCUGGAUAUUAUCCACCACAGCAGCCGCAGCCUGGAUAUUAUCCACCACAGCAACCACCACAGCAGCCUGGUUACUACCCACCACCACAGCAGCAGCAACCCGGCUACUAUCCACAACCGCAACAGCAACAGCAGCAGCCACCGCCACCAUCGAGCUCCACAUACCCCGCCAUGUUGUUUCAGCCCGCUGGUUAUGCGUCGAACCCUAGGGAUCCUAACUACCGCUAUUGA